AGGAGGCAGAGAGAGAGGUAGACAGCCAAGCGAGGACUGAGACCCACUGCAGGAUCAUCAGAGACUCCCUGGUCCUCAUCACCUUCGCUCCUCAUUGAAACUGCACCAGUUGUUUUCCAGACCUUUGUAAGCGGAUUGGUCCUUCCUCCAAGAUGCUCCUCCCCCUGCUGUAUCUGUUUGCUUUUGCCGGACUGGCAGAUGCAUCCUUUACCAUCCUAGUCAAUGAUAACACUCAGGUUGACACCAGCGAUUGCCCCAUCACUUAUUAUGGACAGGAGUACACAACCGUCUACACAAACUUCACCGGUGAAGACCUGUUUGUUUGUUUCAACGGCUAUUACAACCCUGAGGGCAACGGAGACUGUAUUAGGGUCCCGAAUACUGACAACAUAACAUAUUUUAUUUUAAAUAAUAAAAAUGAUCCUUCCUAUUGGACCGAUUUGACAAAUUUUGUCCACAGCUCUGUAAGCACCGUCACAAACAACGUAACAUGCUACUUGCACUUCCCUUACAAAUCAAGCAUGGCUCUGCUUGGAAUGGGGUCCCAGUCAGUUGUGUAUUGGUAUAACCCUCCACCAACGUUUAUUAGUGUUCUGGUCAACGGACAUUUGGUAGAAAAUGUGUAUGCUAUUCAAAACACUGAAGUUUUAUCAGACACCAGUGGAUGCAGAAUCUCAGGUCUUGGGGUGAAGCCUGGAACUACACGCCUAAAUCUUGAAACUUGUUCUUCUAUGACAUGCAGCAACAGCAGGAUUGCCUCUAUGGAAACUUGCAGCCUGCCGGGGCAAUGUGACGGCAACGGAACCUGCUCAGUGAAAGGACUCUGCACAGUGACCGGUCCUACUGUCAUUGACUUUAGUGGACAAAUCAACUCUGUGUCCGACCGGUGUGAGUACUCUCUGCUGCACGAUCAGUCUACUGGAUUCUCUCUGAAGGCCAACUUCCUGGAACGGCGUCGCAGAGAUGUGAGCUUUGUGGACAGUCUCACUCUGGACUUCAGUGAGAGAGAUGACAUUCAGCUGCUGCAAGGACACAGAGUCACGGUAGCAGGAUCACCUGUGACCCUCACCGGUUCAGUCCAGACAUUUAGUGGAGUUGAUCUCUCCAAGGACCAGACUGGAGUCACUGCUAGUUUUUCAGUCAAUGGCUUAUCUGUUUCUGUGUUCUUUGAUGGAACCACAGCUCGGAUCUACACUGAAACAUCUGCUGGUGGUUCUCUGGACGGCCUGUGUGUAGACUCCAGCAAUGUGUCAUCUUCAAUGCUCUCCAGUGACUCCAGCUGUCAGGAUCAGUAUGAAGACCCUGCUGAUGACACCAUUGACUGUGCUGCUGUCACUCAACAGUGUGACAUCCUAAAAUCUGCCCCGUUCUCCUCCUGUAACUUAUACGUUGACCCAGAGCCGUACAUUAUAGCCUGCAGAAGUACUCUGUGCAAAUAUCCUUCAGUGGACAAUCUCAGGUGUCAGUUCCUGAAGGCCUACGCCAAAGCCUGUGAGAAGAAACAAGUUGACCUGCAGAACUGGUGGACAACAGCUCAGUGCCAUCACCCACAGCCCAUCUGUGGAGACAAAUGCAGUGAUCAUGAGUUCUGUGGAGAUAUCCACGGAAAUACGGACUGUCGCUGUAGAGCCAUUUUUGCCUCCCAGUACACUGAACAGAACCGACUGGGAGGUCCAACUGUCUGCCAGGACAACACUGCCUCACUCACUCUGGUGGGUUGUCUCCUGAAGGAAAAAUCCAUCGACUACACUCACUUACACCUCAAUGACCAGACCUGCACAGGUGUGAUUGACCCGGACAGUCACAUGCUGAAAUUCAGCUUCAGCAGUGACAGUUGUGGAACGGAGGUCACGACCAACAACAGCCAGGUCAUCUUCACAAAUGCAGUUGUGACCCGUAACAGCUCCUCAGACGUCAUCACUCGUCAGGAUGAAGUCUUCAUUGAGUUCUCCUGCAGCCAUCCUAAACCUGAGUUGCAGAACGUGGCCUUCAAGAUUAUAGACAACUCUGUGGAAGUUUUCCUCCAAUCUGGAGAAUGGAAGUACAGCGUGACCAUGAAGGCUUACUCUGAUGCUGCCCAUACCCAACUUUUGGAUCCAAAGAGUGAUGUCAGGCUGAACCAGAAGAUCUGGAUUGUUCUGGAGACCAAUGGACUGGAUGAAGAUGUGGUUUCUGUGGUGACCGACUCCUGCUGGGCAACCAGUGAGGACUCACCCAACAGCGUUCCCAGAUACGACCUGAUCAGAGAUGGCUGUGCAAAUGCACAGGAUGGAACAGUUAGUGUGAUGGGAAAUGGAGAAGGAACCUCCAACUCCUUCUCCUUCAACAUGUUUGAGUUCUCUGGAAAGGGAACUUCAGAAGUCUACCUUCACUGCCAACUGCAGCUGUGUGUUAAGAAGAACAACAACUGUGUGCCGGGUUGUUCUGUUGCAGCUCGGAGACGCAGAUCUCUUAGACACAGACUGGGAUUUCCAGCCUUGAUCAGCAUGGCCUGGACCCAAUAAAUAAGAAUUCCUGUGGGUGAACUUGACCACAGUUGUCAAAAGUGUUUCGUAGAAGACCUUUCCUGACUUGAUCCUGGACUUGAACCCAAAUGUGU
Molecule: messenger RNA, 2599 nt
Organism: Oryzias melastigma (Indian medaka)
Lineage: Eukaryota; Metazoa; Chordata; Actinopteri; Beloniformes; Adrianichthyidae
Exons: 19
Coding region: 153-2504 (783 amino acids)
Source: RefSeq, a predicted model, not a curated record